AUGUCGCCGUCUUCGAGUCCUUCACUGCCGUUAUAUAAUGUGCAAGAUUCCCGGUCUCAGUCCCCCUACCUUCCAACGAAGACACAGGUGUCUUCUUCUGUCACUUCAUCCUAUGCCUUCCUUCAACCGCAACAGGUCGCCGACAGAUUAAAUACGUCCCUGACCCACGGCUUAUCUCCGGCCGAAGCUGAGAUUCGCUUGCAUCGAGACGGACCCAAUGAGUUGCCUCGCGAAGAUCCCGAGCCCUUAUGGCUUCGAUUCUUGAAACAGUUCAAAGAAACCCUGAUAUUGCUGCUACUCGCCUCUGCCGGGAUAUCAUUUUUUAUGGGAAAUUUCGACGAUGCGGUCAGUAUCACACUCGCAGUCACCAUCGUGGUCAGUGUUGGAUUUGUACAGGAGUAUCGGUCCGAGAAAUCCUUGGAGGCAUUGAACCAGCUCGUUCCUCAUUAUGCGCAUCUCAUCCGAGAUGUUGCUGCGAACAGCGGCUUGGAGCAAGGAGUCUCACGCAAUGGCGCAAUUGAUGCAGACGCACAAAAGACUCAUGCAGAUGCUCCGGCCCCGAUUACGAACGCUCUCAAAGCUUCCAGCACGAUACUGGCGGGGAAAUUAGUGCCUGGUGACCUGGUUCUCUUCACAACCGGGGAUCGCAUUCCUGCCGACAUCCGUAUCACGUCUGCUACCGAUCUAUCUAUUGACGAGUCUAAUUUGACGGGAGAGAACGAACCAGUUCAUAAAUAUUCAGAUGUGUUACAAAGUACGUCAAUUCCGAUCAAACAAGAAGACCCAGAUGCCCCAUUUGGUCGGCUGUCUGAUUCGGGGCUCGGUGAACCACAUGUCCGACUGAGCGAACAACACAAUAUUGCAUUUAUGGGCACUUUGGUACGAUCCGGAUACGGCCAGGGUAUUGUGAUUGCCACGGGUGCCCACACAGAGUUUGGCCGAAUUUCGACAUCCCUGCAAGAAAUCGAAAGUCCCAGAACACCGCUUCAGUUGUCCAUGGAUCGACUAGGACAGGAACUGAGCUAUGUGUCUUUUGGUGUUAUUGGGCUGAUUGUCGUCAUUGGACUUAUUCAGGGACGAAAGGUCUUGGAGAUGUUUACUAUUGGAGUAUCUCUAGCCGUUGCAGCCAUUCCGGAAGGUCUUCCCAUCAUUGUUACUGUAACACUUGCACUAGGCGUUUUGAGAAUGGCUAAUAGAGGGGCAAUCAUGAGGAGACUGCCAAGUGUAGAGACACUAGGAUCAGUGAACGUUAUUUGCAGUGAUAAGACAGGCACUUUGACCAUGAGUCACAUGACAGUCACCAAGAUGUGGCACCACGACUGCCCAGAACCCUUCGAGGUCAGAGAGGUGAUUUCAUCGGCACCCGGACCUGUUGUCCAAAAGAUGUUGCGCAUUGGAAAUGUAGCUAACAAUGCUCGACUGUCACGAGCACACGCCGAUUCACCUGCCAGCGCAGCUUCUGCUGCUGUCCUGUCGUCUACUAUGGACAGCUCCUCCAGUCACAGCCAAACUAGAUGGGUGGGACAACCGACAGAUGUUGCGAUACUUGAUCUUCUUGAUGCAUACGGCGAGGAUGAUAUUCGUGAUCAAAUAAGUGGCCGUGUUGCCGAGACUCCUUUCAGCUCGGAGAAAAAGUGGAUGGGUGUUGUAAUCGGUGGAGCGAGGGCUGGAGAUAGCAGGAUGGCGUACAUAAAGGGUGCUUUGGAACAGGUACUGGCCAGAUGUGACACCUACCUGAUGAAGGAUGGCCGAGAAGUGAUACUGGACGAACCGCGACGCAAAGCUGCACGAGAUGCUGCCGAGAAGAUGGCAUCAGAAGGACUACGAGUCAUAGCCUUUGCGAGCGGACCAGUCAGAGAACCAGGCAGACAUAUGAGGAGGCUAGGAGGCAGCCGCAGUGCCACUCUGUCGCCAAAGAUUGACCAACAUGGAGCUGAUGAGCAUGACGAGCAGUUCACUGGACUUGUAUUUGCGGGACUUGUGGGAAUGAACGAUCCACCGCGCAAGGAUGUUCGAAAGUCUAUAAGCAGGCUCAUGUCUGGUCGUGUCCGAGUGAUUAUGAUUACAGGGGAUGCGGAGACUACGGCAGUGGCAAUUGCACGUCAGCUAGGAAUAGUUGUCAAUGACAGUGCAGGAAGCCAUGCGGUUUUGCGAGGAGAUCAGAUUGACCGCAUGAGCACAGCAGAACUAUCAGAGGCAAUUGCGACAACAAGCAUCUUUGCACGAACUAGUCCCGAUCAUAAACAUAAGAUCGUACGAGCGCUACAGGCUCGAGGGGAUGUAGUAGCGAUGACUGGAGAUGGUGUGAAUGACGCACCGGCAUUGAAAAGGGCAGAUAUCGGAAUUGCAAUGGGCAAGCUAGGCACGGAUGUAGCCAAAGAGGCUGCGGAUAUGAUUCUUACGGAUGAUGAUUUUUCGACUAUUCUUCGUGCGAUUGAGCAGGGCAAGGGCAUUUUUUACAACAUACAAAACUUUAUUACCUUCCAACUCAGCACCAGUGUGGCUGCUUUGGGUCUAGUACUUUUGAGCACAGCUCUGGGGUUCCACAAUCCGUUGAACGCGAUGCAAAUCCUCUGGAUCAAUAUUAUCAUGGAUGGACCACCAGCUCAGUCUUUGGGAGUCGAGCCCGUCGAUCCAGCGGUUAUGAAUAGCCCGCCACGACCAAAACAUGCGCGAGUACUUACACGGCCACUCAUCCAACGCGUCCUUACUCAGGCAUUUCUCAUCAUGCUCGGCACGUUGAUUAUCUACAUGCACGAAAUGAGCGAUAUCGACGACGAGCUAAACCCCGGCCACAUGUCUCGUGUAGUCACCAACCACGAUACGACAAUGACAUUCACCUGCUUCGUGCUUUUCGACAUGUUCAACGCUCUUACCUGUCGAAGCGAAAGCAAGUCCAUCCUAAGAGGCGAAAUGCCGUUGACAGGCAACAAGAUGUUCAACUACGCCGUCCUGGGGUCGAUCAUCGGUCAGCUGAGUGUGAUCUACAUACCAUUCCUACAAUCAAUCUUCCAAACCGAGGCGCUCAAAUUGUCGGAUUUGUUGAAAUUGGUUGUUCUGGCCAGCUCGGUGUUUUGGGCUGAUGAGUUUAGGAAGUAUUAUAAAACGAUAAAGAGGACGAGUCCAGGGGCGAUGUACAGUUCUAAUGUGUGAUUUGUGAUUUGGCGGAGCGGCAUAUAUUGUUACUUUUCUAUUAUUGGUUGUAUUUAUUAUAUGAAUGAUUAGGCUUGAUAUGAUACAUGAACCAUACU
Messenger RNA from Talaromyces stipitatus ATCC 10500, 3251 nucleotides. Its product is annotated as calcium/mangenease P-type ATPase, putative. Gene Ontology annotation, molecular function: ATP binding; P-type calcium transporter activity; ATP hydrolysis activity. NCBI's taxonomy places the organism in Eukaryota, Fungi, Ascomycota, Eurotiomycetes, Eurotiales, Trichocomaceae. The record is from RefSeq and is a predicted model, not a curated record. Gene Ontology annotation, cellular component: Golgi membrane; plasma membrane; endoplasmic reticulum. Gene Ontology annotation, biological process: manganese ion transport; intracellular calcium ion homeostasis; calcium ion transmembrane transport. The coding region runs from base 1 to 3153 and encodes 1050 amino acids. The transcript has 2 exons.